AGGAUCUCAACCCUUCCGUAACUGCACUCCACUUCAUCAGGGCGGAAGGUCUCAGCCCUGGCCCUCCAACCCGCACCUUCGGCCUCGUCCCUAUGAGGCGGCUGCGCACCGGGGCCUGGGUGUCUCCGAGCCCCUUGGAUACCCUCCCCCGGGGGUUUUCAGGGCUUCCCCACCCUGCAAGCGUGAUGCAUGCAUGCAUGGGUGGCAAGUGGCAUGGAGGCGCGAUUCACUCGCGGGAAGUCAGCACUGCUGGAGCGGGCCCUAGUGCGGCCUCGCACAGAGGUGAGCCUGAGUGCCUUUGCCCUGCUCUUCUCUGAGCUGGUCCAGCACUGUCAGAGCCGUGUCUUCUCUGUUGCUGAGCUGCAGGCACGCCUGGCUGCACUGGGCCGUCAGGUGGGCGUUCGUGUACUGGACGCCUUAGUUGCACGGGAAAAGGGUUCACGGCGUGAGACCAAGGUGCUGGGUGCACUGCUCUUCGUCAAGGGUGCAGUAUGGAAGGCACUGUUCGGCAAGGAGGCAGACAAGUUGGAACAAGCCAAUGAUGAUGCCCGCACAUUUUACAUCAUUGAACGAGAACCACUCAUUAACACCUAUAUUUCUGUGCCCAAGGAGAACAGCACACUCAACUGUGCCAGCUUCACAGCAGGCAUUGUGGAGGCAGUGCUCACACACAGUGGCUUCCCUGCCAAGGUCACGGCGCAUUGGCACAAGGGGACCACACUCAUGAUCAAGUUUGAAGAGGCUGUCAUCACUCGAGAUCGGGCCCUGGAGGGCCGCUGACCUUGUGGAAGAUAAAGGAUACACAGCACUCUGUU
Jaculus jaculus (lesser Egyptian jerboa) is the source of this 815-nucleotide messenger RNA. It is a transcript of the gene Trappc5, whose product is annotated as trafficking protein particle complex subunit 5. The transcript has 2 exons. Gene Ontology annotation, cellular component: TRAPPII protein complex; TRAPPIII protein complex; TRAPPI protein complex. The coding region runs from base 190 to 780 and encodes 196 amino acids. NCBI's taxonomy places the organism in Eukaryota, Metazoa, Chordata, Mammalia, Rodentia, Dipodidae. Gene Ontology annotation, biological process: endoplasmic reticulum to Golgi vesicle-mediated transport. The record is from RefSeq and is a predicted model, not a curated record.